AUGGCUGCGUUGACAACAGAUGUCCUUACUUUCAUGGGACCUCGAAACCCUUACCUAUCUUCUCAAGACCUCCGCAUUGCACAAGCAGCAGCAGACGGCGGAUUUGACUGCAGCAACUGGCCAAAGCUGAGGGACCUUCUUAUAGCAACUAAAGCAGCAGUACAACCGACCAGUGGUAAAAGCAAGCCGAGAUACCCAGACCGCUAUAAUGGGCCAGCAGCGUUCCAGUCGAGCAUCUAUCCCGACUAUUGGAGACCAGACGCGGUUCGUCCCCGUAAAGGUGUAGUCGAAUCGUACCGUGACGCUGCCAGAACCCCCAGUGUCCCAGCAUUCGCCAAACCUGCUCAUCAAAUUCUCGGUGAACUCAGCCAGGCCACCGGUGGAAAGCGUGCAGGCUCGCCCGCCACUGUCGUAGGUGACAGUGUUCUAGGCUUCGCUAAAAAUUCCAACCGCAUACCAUUAAGGCCUCGCUCAAACAAUACGAAGCGCCCAACCGGUUACUUCGUCGAUGUCGUGGGAUCUGAUCCAAAACGCGUCAAAACAGAGACUAGCUCCCAGCGAUCCUUUGGCAACGAAAAUGCUCCAAUAUCCGCCGACAUAAUUGACCUCACACAGGACCAGCCCACUCACAUAAAGACGUCUUCCAGUCAGUUACCCUCACGCGCUCCCAGCACUCGUCCUGGACCACAAGUACGUCCAGUACCCAGGGCUCGCUCCGGAAAUCACCGCAAUAAAGCACCUCGCAAGCGCCAAGUACCACAGAACGUCAUCCGCGAUGACACGAGCUCGAUCCUCGCACGCUGCGCGAGCAAACUCAGAGCAGCGGCCCAUAGUAUGGAUAUGGACCGCGAAUCUCUACGCGAAAGGUGGGAGAUUGAUGCUGACCUGAAGCUGCAAUCUGUGACGGAUGAUUUGGGAGACCUCAAUGCGAAGUUCCAUGAGUGUCAGGAAACAAUGGUACAGGCUACGAGAAUUGUGGAAGAGAAAUUACUGCAUCGUUGA
Messenger RNA from Bacidia gigantensis, 1002 nucleotides. RefSeq lists its product as uncharacterized. The record is from RefSeq and is a predicted model, not a curated record. Bases 1 to 1002 code for a protein of 333 amino acids. The transcript has 2 exons. NCBI's taxonomy places the organism in Eukaryota, Fungi, Ascomycota, Lecanoromycetes, Lecanorales, Ramalinaceae.